Cutaneotrichosporon cavernicola is the source of this 669-nucleotide messenger RNA. RefSeq lists its product as uncharacterized. Gene Ontology annotation, molecular function: peroxiredoxin activity. The transcript has a single exon. The record is from RefSeq and is a predicted model, not a curated record. Lineage: Eukaryota; Fungi; Basidiomycota; Tremellomycetes; Trichosporonales; Trichosporonaceae. Bases 1 to 669 code for a protein of 222 amino acids.
AUGACCAACCCCAACAAGCCACCUAUCCUGAGAGAAGUCCCGCGCUCUCAAGUGACCGACCCCAACGUCCUCGAAUACUACAACAAGCUCUUUGGAGACCGCGACCCAACCGUCGAACGCGGGACGGCGACGGGUACGCCGGGCGACUGGUGGACAACCUUUGCCCUCACACCCGACAUUUUCAACCACUGCACUGACGGCUUCAAGCUCUACCGCAACCCGGGGCGUAAGCUCGACCCCGUCCUCCGCGAGCUUGGCCAAACACGGGCCGGAUGGGUCAAGGGCUCUCAAUUCGUGUUUAGUCAGCACUGCAAGUCCCUCCGCGGCCUCAAUGUGAGCGAGGCCAAGAUCAAAUCCAUCCCAUAUUGGGCAGUCGCCGAUUGUUAUGACGAGAAAGAACGCACUGUCCUCGCGUAUACCGACGCACUUACGAUGGGAGAUGGGCGGGUGCCGCUCGAGGUGUUUGACAAGCUCAAGACUUUCUUGGACCAUGUCGAAAUCAUGGAGUUUACCUAUAUCAUUUGCCUUUAUGGCAUGCACGCCGUUAUGACUCGUGCGCUGAGGCUCGAAUACGAUGCGCGCGAGGACCCGAUUGUCGAGAUUGCCGCGCCGGAAGGAUUUAGCGCAGCAGACUUCCUCGGCGGUUCAAAGAAGCCACAGAAGGAGUAG